AUGAUUAAAAAGUUGUCUGGUCAAUAUUCAGACAUUUUCUCCGAAGUAAAGGAACAAUAUCCUUCAAUUAUUAGCGAUAAACUUUACUCAAGUUUAAAGGAAGAAACAAAAUCAGUUGAGGAUUUUGUCAAAGCAGAGGAGAAUUAUCAAAAAUCUCCUUCUGAUAAUGGCAAUGAUAAUAGUGGGAAUGGCACGAACAACAACGGAAAUUCAAAUAGUAAUGAUAACUCCAACGGCUCAAAUGGAGGAGGCAACAUGCCCUUUUCCUCAAACAAUUCUGAACUGGAAGAGAAGAUAAAAGAUUUACAAAGUCAAUUAAGCACGGUCAAAAAAGAAUUGAAAAAAAAGCAACAACAAAAUCCUAAUUCCAUUGAUAGCCAGCAAGAAGAGCGAAAGAAGGAUGAAUUAGAAAGAGAAUUGGAAAGAUUAAAACGAGAAAAAGAAGGGAAUAGACAAAAGCCGGGAAACCAAAACCCCCAAAACAAAAAAGAUAGUUUUCCCUAUGGACUAGUUAUUGAAGCAAAAGAAAGUAAAGUUAGUUCAUUUAAAAUAAAGCAUAUGACUAAAAACCAAAAAGGAAAGUCCUUUAAGGAAUACUUACAAGAAAUUGAGGACCCAAAAAAUAACAGCGAAGUAAAUUAUGCUUUGCCAGAAAACCCAACCCCUUUACAAGUUGCUAAAUUUGAAAUCUGUCAGGAAAUUUUAGGUUAUAAACUAGAUAAUGACUUAACUCGCGAACAGGUGGCAGAGAGAAUAGGAAUAAGUAAAGCCGAAACUGAGGAUAUUUUAUUUUGCCAUAUUGAGGAAUUUACUUUGGAUAGAUUAGUGGAGUAUGCUAGCAAGUUAUUAGACCCUAUUCAAUAUUUUAGCAAAGAGGAUAAUGAAUGGCAGUGGACUUACGAAUUAAAAAUUAUUUUCAAUAAGAACCACAUAAUUGCCAUUACUAUCACCGAACAUUAUCAGAAACAGCCAGGUCGGGAGGGAAUUACUAACGAACUGAUUUUAGAAUUAUUGGAGGAGUUAAAUGGUUGA
Molecule: messenger RNA, 1032 nt
Organism: Paraglomus brasilianum
Lineage: Eukaryota; Fungi; Glomeromycota; Glomeromycetes; Paraglomerales; Paraglomeraceae
Source: the annotation of a GenBank genome assembly